This is a messenger RNA of Drosophila navojoa, 4919 nucleotides long. RefSeq lists its product as uncharacterized. Gene Ontology annotation, biological process: positive regulation of transcription by RNA polymerase II. The record is from RefSeq and is a predicted model, not a curated record. Lineage: Eukaryota; Metazoa; Arthropoda; Insecta; Diptera; Drosophilidae. Gene Ontology annotation, cellular component: mediator complex. Gene Ontology annotation, molecular function: transcription coactivator activity; transcription factor binding.
UUAGCACUAGUUGGUAUUGCUCGAACGUUCAUUAAAACCGUUGAAAAUAUCAAAUAAAAACUGUGUAUAUUAUAACAAUUAAAAGUUAAUUGUGCAGUUGAUAGUGCAUAUUAACGCCAGCAAAAUGUAUUUUUUGGCAGUGCUUGCGUUUAUUGGAAAUGCCAAAGAUAGCAACGCUGUGAGCUCCAGCCUCAUCCAGGGUGGUCAUUGCCGCGAUUACAAUGGCAAACUGUAUGAGACUGGCAUGCAUUACAUGCCCGGGCCGGACUCCUGUCGACUCUGCAUCUGCGAUAGCGGUUUGCCCAAGGCGUGUAAAAUGGUGCUGUGCGAGGCCUUCAGCAAGUGCAAGUCCUUUCAAACUGUGGGCAGCGGCAACAACUGCUGCGAGGUCAUCUGCCUCGAUGAUCAGUUCAGCGAUGGCAGCACUGAUUUUGGCAUUUGACUGGUGGCCAGUGGCAUUACGGCCACGCUAUCCCUAUCCUUGCUCUUCUUCUUGGUCAAUCGAUUAAGACAGCGGAAAAUGCGAGCACGCGAGAAUCGUCAGAACGCGGAGGAUCAGCGCAGUAUUGUGGGUAGCAUUGGUUACAUUGCCGGCAACAUGGGUUACAUGGAGGGCAAUCUGAGUGCUAUGGACUAUUCGUAUGGCGCAGCUACCACGCAUUAUCCACUGUGGAAGCCACCAAGCGGCUAUUUUCCGCGGGGCGAGGCACCGCCGCCGUACGAGGAGGCCGUCGCAAUAUCCCAGGCGGAGGCAUUAAGCGCUCAGUGCACCGUAACGCUGCCCAGCCAUGUGCAGCGCCAGGCUGUGUCCAGUGUCAGUCAGCAACAGCAGCAGCAGCAAAUGCAACAACAGCAGCAACUGCAGCAGCAGCACCUGCAGCAACAUACGCUCCAGCUGCACACCCAGCCACAGCAGCAUACACACCCACAUGCAUACGCACAACAGCUGGUGCCCGUGACUGCAGCGCAUCCGCAUGCGCAUCAAUUGAGUGCCGCGGCCGCUGCUGCAGCUGCCGCACAAUCCAAUCAGUAUACGCAGAGCACUACGAAUCUGAUUAAUAUAAACAUCAAUAGCGGCGGCGUAACCACAAUCGCCACUGGCGAGAAUCACCAACCACCUUACAGCUUGCAAAGCGAACAGCAGCAACAGCAGCAACAGCAGCAACAGCAGCAACAGCAGCAGCAGCAGCAACAUCAACCACCGACGCCCAGCAAUUCGAUCUGUGUGCAAACCCUGCCCACUCCCAAGCCCAGUGUCAAUAGCGAGUGCAGCUAUAAGAAUUGUCAUCUCAAUAUAAGUGCUAGUGUAACGACCGCAGCGGCUACUGCUGCUGGCAGCGCCUCCAGCUCGCUGGCCUAUGCAGCAGCACGGCGAACGCCACGCGGCUCGCAGGAACUGCUGCAACAGCAGCCGCAGCAGCAGCAACAGCAGCAAUAUCUGACUGUAGCCGAUGUGGAGAUUAAUGCAAGCGCAAGUGCCGCUAGUUAUCAUUCACUGCCAGCCACGACUGACAUGCUGGUCACGCCCACACACCACCUGUCACAGCAGCAGCAGCAGCAGCAACAACAACACCAUCACCAGCAACAACAGCAACAGCAGCAGCAAUUACUCGCAGCAGCUUUGUCCACGACUGCCAUAGACAUGCUGCCAGCCAUGGACAUAGCGACGAUAACAACGCCGCCCACAUGCAGCAGCAGCACAGCUGAGUCGGUCACACAAACGCUGCCCUUACCGCUGCCGCUGCACGCCGCUCUCAAGUCACAGCAGCAGCAACAACAACAGCAGCAGCAGCACGGCAGCAAGACGCCCUCUAGCUCGCGUCGCUAUCAUCGCACCAUUCCGCGCUACUUUGCUGUGGCCGAUCCGCUGCAGGUGGUUAAUGUCAAGCCAAAGUCUAGCAUGAGCACCAACGUCAGCUCCAGCUCCACUUCCAGCACAGACAAGGCGAGCAAGAAGCCCAUGUGCCAGUGCCCCAUACAGCAUGUGCCCAUGUCCUACAUGGGCAGCAAUGCCAAUGCCAAUGCGAACGCAUUCCUUAGCGGCGCUGGCAAGCUAUUCGCAUCCAAUGGCAGCAAUGCCUGCGCCCUCUCGCCCAGCUCCAGCACACGGCAUGCCGCGACGCUGGCGUAUGGUCAGCGCGCCAAGUCCACAACUAAUCUCCAGCUGCAGCAGCAGCACGGACAGGAUCUGCUUGGCAGCCGCAGUGCCUGCGCCUAUGACACAAAGAUUGCAACCAUUUCGAAGCAGGUGGGCGACGAGCUGCAGAUGCAGCCACAUCCAUCGCACGGCUCGAGCAGUGUCUCCGCCAUAAUACCGCCGCCGCCGUUGCAGCAUCACGACGAUGUCAGCGCUCCACCCAUUGUAUUGGGUCGCGUGCAAAAGCGUUCCAGCAGCUCGAGCAGCGCUGCUGAACGAGCCCGCAGCAGCAGCGGCGGACGCAGUGCGUCCAGCAGCGGAUCAGCAGCUGCUGCCCAAUCCGGCGUCGAUAUGCUCUCCAGCGCCUACUUGAAUCGAAAGGUUGAUGCAUACUUGAGUUUGACGCAGAAACAGCAGCAACAUUUCUAUAACCAGCAAGAGCAGCAGCAGAAGCAGCAACAACAACACAACAACGAUCAAAGCAAUCCAACUUUACCACCGAAACUCAACAAAAGCCUAACGAAUUUAAAAACCGUAUCAACCACUGCCACCAGCAGCUGCAGUACGAACAGCCACAGCAACAGCGCCAUCAACAGCAACAGCAACAGCAACAAUAGCAGCAGUAGCAGCAGCAGCAACAGUAGCAGUGGAGGCAACAACAACAAUGCUGUGGCCACCAUUUACACCCUCAGCAAGUCGGCGGGCAGCAGCGUACAUCAGCGGAAGGAGCAGGCGCCAACAUUGACGCUGCCGCCGAACAGCCCCUCGUCCAGCUGCGGGGAGAAGUCGAGCGGCAAAAUCAAUUCGAGUACAUUUUAUCCGCUGGCCAACAAUCAUGUCACCUACACGCUGCCCAAGCACAUCAGCGGCAAGAUCUCGCUGAACAGCACCAUCAACAGCGUGGUCAGCAAGGUGCCCUCGGUGAUCAGCAUACCCCCAUUGGAGAACAACAAUGAGAAGGCAACGGUGAGCAGCAAGAGCACCACACUGCCCAAAAUAUUGCGUGUGAAACGGGACAGCGAACGAAACACAGCAUCGACCUCUGCAACAACAACAGCAGCAGCAGCAACAACAACAGGAGCAGCAGCAGCAGCAGCAGCAGCAGCAUCAUCGACAGCAACAGCAGCAGGAACAACUACAAAUAGCAAAUCGAUUGCCCAUUGCCAAAUGCCCAGCUAUCCGCAGCUGGUGGCCAAGGCGCAGAGCGGGCGCGGUGGCACGCCCAGCAAGCAGCUGCCAGUGUGCACCACAUCGAAGAACUGUUUGAAUCCUAACGAGCAUUUUCUGCCCAACGAUACCAGCCUGGACGACGACUAUCUAAGCGAAUGCGAGAACUGCAAAAUCGCACAGAGUGCCAAAUACUAUCUAGACGCCGAGAUGAGCGGAGGUGGUGGAGCCAGCGCCCUAACACCACAGGAGACUAUGACGCUGCAGCGCAAAUCACUGGAGGAGACAAAAGAGGAGCCGCACGACAGUUACUACCGCAGCUCGCACACGCUGCCAAGCAAUGCCAAGAAGCAUGGUGUCAGCAAAAACAACAAUCGCGAGGCGUGGCAGUUCUCCACAAUCCCUGCGGCCAGUUCGUCGGAUGAGGACGUCAACGAAUGAGAUUUGAGCCAUUUUCUUUAAGAUGCCACACCCACACCCAAAUGCCAAAACAAAAAGUGCAUCCUAAAGAAAAUGCAGGCUUCUACUUCUGUACCCAACUCGCAACCCUAAUGGCAUAUACUAAAUAAAUAAAUACAUACAUAGAUAAAAACCUGAUUAAAACCGUGAAAUAUAUUUGUAAAGAAUGAUGUGCUAAAUUUAGGUGUAUACUUAUAAUAUAUGUACUUGCAAAUUGCUCAAAGAUAUUUAUAUAUUUAUGUAGCUAUGAUAACCAACAUUGGCAUGUAAAAUUUGCUUUAUUCUGCACAAAUAUAUGUACAUUUGUAACUAUGUAAGUAAUUCAAAUUGUAUCAUAAUAGAGUUGCAAACGUUAUUCAAAUCGUUAGAGAAAAUGUCAAAAUUGUUAAAGAUUAUAGUUUGUUAGGAAGAAAAGCAAAAACAGAAUAGAAUUAUAAUACACUGAAAUCAACUAAAAAGAAUGACAAUGCAGAAAGUUGAAAUUACAAUUUUUCGAUUUAUACUAUAGUCGAUCCACAUAAAUAUAUAGCAUGUAUUGCUUGUUUUAUAUGUGUAUAUAUAUGUAGAGCAAAUAAUGAUUAGUCAAGAUCGAAAUUGAAAGAACACAAACUCCAAUUUGCCAAAGAUAACUGUCAAUAAAUUGUAUUAUGUAUGUACUAUAUAUAAAAACAACAUGCUCUGUAUGUUAUAUGUAAGCUGACCAAAUUUGCGGGUCAUAUCCCCAGCUAAAACCAAAGCUCACACACAGAAAUAGUAGCAAAUAAUAAGCAUUCAUAAAUACUAAAUACACUCACGCUCACAGUCACCCAUUUCAAAAAUGUAAAUGUUAACUAUCUAAGAGAGCUGAAGCUGAAUUACUAAUUGAAGAAAGGCGAUUGAAUUGUAUGUGUGUUGUAUAUUAAGUAUACGCAUGGAUAUCCAACAGCACUUUAAGGUGUUCAAUGUAAUUAAACUUAAACAAACAAAUUUAAAAAGAAUAUAUAUAAAUAUAUAUAUUAGAUUGAUUUCUUGCUUAGGAAAUAUUGAAUUGUACUUGUUAUAUGUAUGUAUUAAAUAGUAUUCUUCUAAUUGUGUUAAACAAUUAUAUUGAAUAUUAUUUACUUGAAAUGUCUAUUGAUAGUACGACACAGACUUAUGACAAAUAUUUAAAACAAAC